Molecule: messenger RNA, 2154 nt
Organism: Musca domestica (house fly)
Lineage: Eukaryota; Metazoa; Arthropoda; Insecta; Diptera; Muscidae
Gene: Gk1
Product: glycerol kinase
Exons: 4
Coding region: 499-2076 (525 amino acids)
Biological process (GO): glycerol metabolic process; glycerol-3-phosphate biosynthetic process; triglyceride metabolic process
Cellular component (GO): mitochondrion
Molecular function (GO): glycerol kinase activity
Source: RefSeq, a predicted model, not a curated record
UUCAUAACAAAAUCCAAUCCCUUAAUUUGCUUUCAUUUCAUCUUUAUUGGUGUUUACCUUCCUCCCUCGGAAAUAAAAACAAAAAAGUCAAUGGAGGACAAGUCGCUUAUAAAUAUUUUGUUUUAUUGAUGGCAAUAUGUUUUAAAAAGAGAUAAUGUCAACCCUUGUCGUUGUCCCCCUCUUCAACGAAAACGAAAGAAGAACGCACCUUGUUGUUGAUUGCGCCGCUGCCCUCGACUCCGAGAAAUAACACGACAGCAACAACAGCAAUAAUAAUCAUAAAAAAACAACAGCCGAUAAGUUGUUAAUACAUCAAGUUUUGGUUAAAUUGUUUAAUAUCGUUCGUCCGCCGUGCAUAACACAACAAUUACCAAAUAUUUGUCGCUCACGGGGAUCAAAGUACUGCGCGAUAAUAGAGGCUAGAAUAAGCUCAAUACGUUCAACACUGGUGGGAAAUUCUACAAAAACGUGAAGUCUUUGGGAAAGAAAUAAAGUGAGAUGAGUGGAAAAGUGAAAUACGUUGGUGCGAUUGAUGAGGGCACGUCAUCAGCUCGUUUCAUUAUUUUUAAAGCUGGCACAGAUGAAGUUGUGUGUUACCAUCAAGUAGAAGUUCCCUCGAUCUAUCCCCAAGAAGGAUGGGUUGAACAAGACCCAGUGCUUAUCUAUGACAUUGUGAAGACCUGCAUUGACGAGGCCUGUGUCAAAUUGGAGAAAUUGGGUGGCAAUGUAAAGGACAUCGUUGCCGUGGGUGUCACCAAUCAACGAGAGUCUGUAAUUGUAUGGAAUCGCCAUACCGGAGAACCUCUACACAAUGCCAUUAUAUGGUUGGAUAAUCGUACCACGACCACAGUGGAUGAUCUAAUCGAAUCAAUACCCAAUAAUUCCAAAAAUAUUAACUAUCUGAAGCCAUUGUGUGGCCUUCCCCUAUCACCUUACUUUUCAGCACUGAAAUUACGCUGGUUGCGUGACAAUGUACCGGCCGUUAAGAAGGCUAUGGAUCAUGGUGAUGUUAUGUUCGGAACAAUUGAUUCUUGGUUAAUUUACAAUUUAACUGGUGGUGCCAAAAAUGGGGGACUUCACAUAACCGAUGUCACAAAUGCCUCACGUACCAUGCUAAUGAAUAUUGAAACUCUGCAAUGGGAUCCCCAUCUAUUGAAAUUCUUUGGUUUGCCCAAUACCAUUUUACCCAAAAUUGUAUCAAGUUCAGAGGUCUAUGGCCUGGUUAAAGAUACCGAUAUUAAGGGUAUACCGAUUACGGCAUGUUUGGGCGAUCAACAGGCUGCGCUGGUGGGACAACAGUGUUUGCAUAGAGGUCAAGCCAAGGCAACAUAUGGUACAGGGUGUUUCCUACUCUACAAUACCGGAACAGCCAUAGUAACUUCAUCGCAUGGUUUGUUGACAACUGUGGGCUAUCAGUUUGGUAAGGAUUCGAAUCCAAUAUACGCCUUGGAAGGAAGUGUGGCCAUUGCUGGUGUGGCCCUUACUUGGCUGAGAGAUAAUUUGGGUUUGUUUGAGUCUUUGGGGCAAGUGGAGGCUAUGGCUCGUUUGGUGGACAAUUCAUUGGAUGUGUAUUUUGUGCCAGCAUUUAGUGGUCUCUAUGCGCCCUACUGGAAUCAGGAGGCUAGAGGUGUCAUCUGUGGUCUAAGCGAAGAGACCACCAGUGAGCACAUUGUACGAGCCACCCUGGAAUCCAUAUGCUUCCAAGUUCGUGAUAUUUUAGAUUCUAUGAAAAAAGAUUGCGGCAUUCCCCUGGCCAAGUUAAUGGUGGAUGGCGGUAUGACCGUUAAUUCCCUGUUCCUGCAAUUGCAAUCCGAUUUGGUCGGUAUAAAUGUGAUACGCUCAAAAAUUGCCGAGACCACAGCCUUGGGAGUGGCAUUGGCUGCAUAUCGUGCCAUAGAACCCUCGUUCAAUAUCGAAGAAGGCUUGUCGGCGGGCGAGGAGCGCAUUAAAUAUAAACCCAUAAUAUCGGAAAAUGAAAGAGAUAUGCGUUAUCAUAAAUGGAAAAUGGCCGUGGAACGUUCGAUUGGUUGGGACACCUCAGCUGCGGUGAGCGGUAAUCGUGAUUUGUUUGACUAGUUUUAUUUUUUUAAUUAAAUUAAAUUCAAUGAUGCCUAUAAAUGAGUUUGGUAAAUAAAGUGGAGAUGAAAAAUGUAA